Molecule: messenger RNA, 6879 nt
Organism: Batrachochytrium dendrobatidis JAM81
Lineage: Eukaryota; Fungi; Chytridiomycota; Chytridiomycetes; Rhizophydiales
Product: ATP-dependent RNA helicase BRR2
Exons: 4
Coding region: 1-6702 (2233 amino acids)
Molecular function (GO): nucleic acid binding; ATP hydrolysis activity; ATP binding
Source: RefSeq, a predicted model, not a curated record
AUGGCUGAAAAAGCACACAAGGACCAGCAGUAUCAAUAUGCAGGUAUAUCCAACUUGGUAUUACAGGCUGACAGGUCAAGCACUUCUCGUAGAGAUCAUGAGCCUACCGGCGAACCUGAAACACUUUGGGGAAAGAUUGGCAAAGGUCAGUUUGGAGAUCGUGCUGCCAGCACUAUUGCUGAAACUAAAAUCCGCCUGGAUAAAAAACGUAAAAUGGAUGCUGAAAAAAGCAAAUCUGCUGGACAAUCUGGCACUAAUGGUGAGCGACUGUCAAGAAAGAAUCUUAUCAGUGAAAAGGACAGUCUCGCAAAAGGAUAUGGCUAUACUGGAAUUCUUGCCGCUACUGAGGAUUUCGAUGGACAGACAUACCGUCCUUGCACUAAAGAAACUCGCCAAACAUUCGAGUUGAUCUUGGCCUUUCUUUCAGGAUUUCUUGGCGAUAUUCAGCAAGAUGUGCUGCGAAGCGCCGCAGAUGCAGUAUUGGAAACACUCAAAAAUGAUCUAUUGAAAGACUUUGACAAACUUAAAGAAAUUGAAGCGCUUCUGUCUGCUACAAUCCCAGAAUCCCAGUUUUCUCAGUUGAUUAAUCUUGGAAAAAAGAUCACUGAUUAUGGCAAAAGUUUUUCAAAUGCAGAAGUCAAUGACGAUAAUGCUCGUGAAAUGGAUAUUGAUGAUGGACAUGGUGUUGCUGUUGUUUUUGAAGAAAACGAGGACGAGGACGGUAGUGACGAUGAAUUUGUUGUCGAAGAUGCUAAUGCCGAUGAAGAUGAUGCUGGCGAUGAGACAGAUUUGAAUUCUCGUCUCAAGGCAACUGGCACUGUAGAUCGUGAUGACAAUGCAUCUGCCAAUGGUGACGAUUUGGAUGAUUUUACCACCAUUGUGCGUUCAGGAACUACUGCAAUGCAUGCCAACUCCAGAUCAAAUGGUGUCAAUACAUCUGCAACAGCAAAACAUACUUCUCAAGAAAAACUUGAUCCUCAUAAAGUUGAUGCGUUUUGGUUACAACGUGCUAUUGUUCAGCACUACAGCGAUGCACUUACUGCUCAAUCUAAAACUGCUGCUGCCAUGGAAAUUCUGUCAUCCGAUGCCAAUGCCCGUGACAUUGAAAAUGAUUUGAUGGGCUUGUUUGACUAUGAGAAAUUCGAUCUAGUUCGUACUCUCACUAGAAAUCGUAAUGUUAUUGUAUGGUGCACUCGCCUCGCAAAGGCAGACUUGGCCGAGGAAAAGGAGAAUAUCAAGCAAGAGAUGCGUGAUAAGGAUCUCGAGUAUAUUUUGGAUGAGUUGAACUCUGCACCUUCUCGCAAGACGGAUGUAGGCGGGCUUGUGACUGCUGCUGAUAAGCGCAACGAGGAUAGGGCUUUUGCUGAAAUGAAUAUAGACGACGAUGAGCAAAAUGCUAAUGGCAUGGAUGAUGUUCAAGUGAAUCCCACACCUGCUUCUGCACCUCGUGCUACUGUCGAUCUUGAAGCACUUGCGUUUCAGCAGGGUGGCCAUUUAAUGUCAAACAAUCGCUGUAAAUUACCGGAAGGAUCUUUCAAACGCACAAAAAAAGGGUACGAGGAGGUACAUGUUCCAGCACCACUAGCACAGCCAAUGGGUCAGGAUGAGCAACUGAUCAAGAUUGCUGAUUUGCCAGAGUGGGUCAAACCUGCUUUUGGCACCAAUGUAUCUCUCAAUCGUAUCCAGAGUCGGAUUUACCCUACCGCUUUUGAAAAGGACGAAAACUUUCUUUUAUGUGCACCUACUGGUGCUGGUAAAACAAACUGUGCAAUGCUGACUAUUUUGCGUGAGAUUGGCAAGUAUCGUGACAAAACUACUGGCACAAUCAGUUUGGACAGUUUCAAAAUUGUAUACGUUGCUCCAAUGAAAGCGCUUGUUGCUGAAAUGGUAGGAAACUUUGGCUCACGGCUCAAGAGCUACGGUGUCAAUGUUGCCGAACUGACGGGUGAUCGCCAACUUACAAAGCAGCAGAUAUCAGAAACUCAGAUUAUUGUUACUACACCAGAGAAAUGGGAUAUUAUCACUCGCAAAGCCACAGAUAGAUCGUAUACCAAUCUUGUGCGUCUCAUUAUCAUUGAUGAAAUUCAUUUGCUUCACGACGAGCGUGGUCCAGUUCUUGAGGCUAUUGUUGCACGUACGUUGCGUCAAGUUCAACAGUCGCAAGAUCCCGUCCGUUUGGUUGGUUUGAGCGCUACUCUGCCCAAUUAUGCUGAUGUUGCCACAUUUUUGCGUGUAGACCCUGCUAGCGGCGUAUUUUUCUUUGAUAACAGUUUUCGUCCAUGUCCGUUGAAACAGCAGUAUGUUGGAAUCACAGAGAAAAAAGCCAUUAAACGUCUUGCACUGAUGAAUGAGAUUGCGUAUGAAAAGGUGCUGGAAGCGGCCGAAAAGGAUGAUCAAGUUCUUAUUUUUUGCCACUCACGUAAAGAAACUGCAAAAACUGCCAAGAUCAUUCGUGACAUGGCGAUUGCCAAUGACACCAUUGGCUCCAUUUUAAAAGACGAUCGUGCCCGGCGAGAGAUUUUACAAAGUGAAUCAGAAAACUGUGCAAACGAAGACCUAAAGGACGUACUCCCAUAUGGUUUUGCCAUUCAUCAUGCUGGAAUGACCCGUCUUGAUCGUUCACUUGUAGAAGAUUUGUUUCGUGAUAAAAAUGUGCGAAUUCUGGUUUCUACUGCUACGCUGGCUUGGGGUGUCAAUUUACCCGCACAUACUGUUAUUAUCAAGGGCACGCAGGUGUAUCGUCCUGACCUUGGCCGCUGGGCAGAACUCAGUCCACAAGACAUGUUGCAAAUGUUAGGUCGUGCAGGUCGACCUUCUUUUGAUACGUUUGGAGAGGGUGUUAUUAUUACGACUCAUACCGAGCUACAAUACUAUUUGUCUUUGCUUAACCAACAAUUACCUAUUGAGUCUCAGCUUGUAUCAAGACUGCCAGAUAUUCUCAAUGCUGAAAUCGUCAUGGGUAAUGUUCGGAGUCGGCAGGAUGCCGUUGACUGGCUUGGAUACACAUACCUUUAUAUUCGUAUGCUUCGAAAUGGAGGGAUCUACGGUGUUACCUUGGAAGAUGCUGAAAAUGAUCCAUACUUGAUUCAAAAACGUAUUGAUUUAAUACACGCUGCGUCCAUGAUUCUAGACAAGUGUAAUCUGAUUAAAUACGACAAAAAAACUGGUCGGUUCCAAAGCACUGAGCUUGGUCGGAUUGCAUCCUACUUUUAUAUUAGCCAUUACUCUAUGUCGACUUACAACCAACACCUCAAGCCAUCCAUGAGUUUGGUUGAUUUGUUCCGUGUGUUUGCGCUUUCCAACGAGUUUAAGCUUAUUCCUGUUCGGGAAGAAGAAAAGCUUGAAGUUGCCAAGAUGAUUGAACGCGUGCCAGUUCCAGUCAAGGAAAGUCUUGACGAGCCUACUGCCAAAAUCAAUGUGCUACUACAGUCUUACAUUUCCCAACUUCGACUUGAUGGAUUUGCUUUAAUGAGUGAUAUGGUUUAUGUGACACAAUCUGCUGGGCGUAUUAUGCGAGCAAUUUUUGAAAUAUGUCUUCGUCGCGGCUGGGCAGCAUUAGCCCGCAAGGCUUUAGAUAUAUGCAAGAUGGUCGAUAAACGAAUCUGGCUUUCUAUGAGUCCACUUCGCCAGUUUCGUGGGUUUCCAAUCGAGGCAAUCAAGCGGCUCGAGCGCAAGGACUUUUCAUGGGAUCGCUAUCAUGAUUUAACUCCUCAAGAACUUGCUGAGCUUGCUGGUAUGCCCAAGGCAGGAAAGAGUAUUCACAAGUAUGUUCAUCAGCUUCCUAAGCUAAUCAUGCAAGCUCAUGUACAGCCCAUUACUCGUUCCAUGCUCAAGUUUGAACUCACGAUAACUCCAGACUUUCAGUUUGACGAAAAAACACAUGGUGCAGCCGAGUCCUUUUGGAUUUUGGUUGAGGAUGUCGACGCUGAGCAAAUUUUAUAUCAUGAUGUAUUUGUGCUCAAGCAGCGAUAUUCUGAGGAAGAUCACAUUGUUUCAUUUACUGUCCCCUUGUUUGAGCCGCUCCCUCCCAACUAUUUUGUGAGCAUCAUCAGUGAUAGAUGGUUGCACCAUGAGACUCGCCUUCCCGUUUCCUUUAAGCAUUUGAUUCUUCCAGAAAAAAACCCAUUACACACCGAGCUAAUGGAUCUUCAGCCACUUCCUGUAUCGGCAUUAAAAAACAAAGCAUAUGAAGCCAUCUAUGCAAACAUUGACACAUUCAACCCCACUCAGACACAGGUUUUCAACUCUUUAUAUCAAUCUGACGACAAUGUUUUCGUCGGUGCUCCUGCAGGUUCUGGAAAAACGGUAUGUGCUGAAUUUGCACUUUUGCGCUUAUGGGCAAAGAGUCCCAAAGCGCGAUGUAUCUAUAUUGGGUCUUUUGAAGAAGUCAUUGAUAACAAGCUUGCAGAGUGGCGAACCAAGUUUAGCGGACUGCUGAAUGGCAAAAACAUUGUUUCGUUGACAGGAGAAACUGCAGCAGAUCUUAAACUUCUUGAAACUGGAGAUGUCAUUUUUUCUACACCACAAAAGUGGGAUAUGCUAUCACGACGAUGGAAACAACGUAAAAAUGUUCAAACUGUUGGACUAUUUAUUGUUGAUGAUAUUCAUCUCAUUGGUAGUGAUAUUGGCCCAGCUAUCGAGGUGAUUGUUUCACGUAUGCGGUAUGUAAGUGUUCAAACAGAAAACAAAAUUCGAAUUGUUGCUCUGGGAGCCUCGCUUUCCAAUGCGUUGGAUUUAGGAGAGUGGAUGGGUGCUUCUGCACAUACAAUUUUCAACUUUCAUCCGUCCGUGCGACCUGUACCACUUGAAAUACACAUUCAAGGGUACAACAUUCCGCAUUUUCCAUCCUUGAUGCUGGCUAUGACUAAGCCAACAUACCUUGCCAUUUCAUCUCUAGCAGAAACCAAGCCAGCAAUUAUAUUUGUGCCCAGUCGUAAGCAAAGUCGCAUGACUGCUGUAGAGCUAUUGACGCUUUGUCUUGCAGAUGGCGAUCGGAAGAAAUUUUUGCAUUGUUCAGAUGAGGAUAUCCAACCUUAUUUGCAACGCAUAAACGAUCCAGCGCUUGUUCAAACGAUCGAGUAUGGUGUUGCAUUUUACCAUGAGGCACUUGGAAAAAGCGACAAGGCAAUUGUAGAAUCACUGUUUGAUCUUGGUGCCAUUCAAGUUGUUGUUGCUAGCCGUGACACCUGCUGGAGUUUGCGUUUACAAAGUCGCCUUGUAGUCAUUAUGGGCACUCAAUACUUUGAGGGAAAAGAACAUCGAUAUGUUGAUUAUCCCAUCACGGACGUGCUUCAAAUGAUGGGCCGAGCAUCGCGACCUCUUGCUGACGAGGUUGGGUUAUGCGUUCUCAUGUGUCAGAAUGUCAAGAAGGAGUUUUACAAAAAGUUUUUGCAUGAAGCACUUCCAGUCGAGUCUCAUUUAGAUUAUUUUUUGCAUGACCAUUUCAAUGCUGAGAUUGUGACUAAAACUAUCGAAAGCAAGCAAGAUGCUGUUGAUUAUCUCACUUGGACUUUUCUCUAUCGCCGCAUGGCACUUAAUCCCAACUACUAUAAUUUGCAAGGCACCACACAUCGGCACUUGUCCGAUCAUCUUUCCGAGCUUGUUGAAAGCACCUUGGAAGAGCUUGCAAACUCCAAGUGCAUCACAGUCGAUGAUGAUGAAGUGGCUCCACUUAAUCUUGGCAUGAUUGCUGCCUAUUAUUAUAUCAAUUAUGUCACUAUUGAAGCAUUUUCAUUAUCACUCAAACCAAAAACUAAGCUGCGUGGCAUUCUUGAAAUUGUUUCUGCAUCUGCAGAGUUUGAGAAUGUUCCUAUUCGCCAUCAUGAGGAUUCUAUUUUAAAGCGUAUCUACGACCGCUUGCCAGUCAAGGCAGAAACACCUAAUUUUUUGGAUCCUCACUUCAAAACCAAUAUUUUGCUUCAAGCUCAUUUUUCGCGCUUGCAGUUGCCUCCUGAUCUCGAAUCUGAUCAAAAGUUUAUUCUUGAGCGUAUUGUGCGUUUGAUCCAAGCAUGUAUUGAUGUAAUUUCUUCAAACGGAUGGCUUACUCCAGCUUUAUCGGCUAUGGAGCUUUCACAAAUGUCGAUUCAGGCGCUGUGGGAGCGUGACUCGCCUCUUCAACAGAUUCCCCACGUUGAUGCUGCAGCAUUGAAGCGACUGGCUGCCGCCAGUGUUGAGCAAGUAUUUGAUGUUAUGGAGAUGGAAGAUGAAGACCGCAACACUGCCCUACAAGUUACAAAUCGCCAAAUGGGCGACAUUGCUCGCUUUGUCAACCGGUACCCUAAUAUAGAUGUUCAGUUUCAAGUUGAUGCAUCCAAGGCAUCUCAAGGUGAUUCUGUUUCUGUUCGCGUUAUUCUUGAGCGUGAAACUGAUGAGGAUGAUGACGAAGGUGCGGGUGAUGUUGGACCUGUGAUUGCACCAUUUUAUCCACAAAAGAAGGAUGAAGGGUGGUGGGUUGUUGUUGGCGAUGCCACCGAUCGUACCCUGUUGGCUAUCAAACGGACCACUUUGCAAAAACGAGCACAGGUCAAGUUGGACUUUACUGUACCAGAAACGGCAUUAGGAAACAUGACGCUCAAGAUUUAUGUCAUGUGUGAUGCCUACAUGGGUGUGGAUCAAGAGUUUGAUUUUAGUUUGGAUGUUACAGAAGCCGAAGAUGAGGAAGAGAAAGAAAAUAGUAGUGGUGAUGAUAAGAUGGAAGAGUGAUUUUUGUCGAUGAAUGUUGCUUUUAGUCAUUUCAAUGAGUGUUUAUGUUUUGGCCAAUGAAUUGAUGACUUUUUUAGUCCAGCUUGUUUUACAGCUGUAUUCACGUAAAAUGGAGCAUUUGUAUUAUCUUGCAACGAUGAUUUCUACUUGCUUUGGAAUAAACAGUGACUACAUAUU